AUGCCCAACUCCGACGCCAACGCCGAGGAGGCCCUGGCGGCCAUGGGCUACAGGAGCGAGUUGCCCAGAAACCUCAGCAUGCUCAGUGUCCUUGGCCUGUCAUUUGCCAUCAUGGCCGCUCCAUAUGGUCUCUCCACAACACUGUACAUUACCCUAAGCGACGGCCUCUCUGUCACCAUUAUCUGGGGUUGGGUUUUCGUCACACUCAUCUCCAUCGCCAUCGCUGCCUCCCUCGCCGAGAUCUGCGCCGUCUAUCCCACGGCUGGUGGUGUGUACUACUGGAGUGCCAUGCUAUCGACACGACGCUGGGCGCCGUUAAUGUCCUUUAUUGACGGGUGGUUGACGCUCGUGGGUAACUGGACCGUUACACUCAGCAUUAUUUUCGGAGGCGGACAGAUGAUUCUCAGCGCAAUCAGUCUCUGGAACGAAGACUUUGUCGCAAAUGAAUGGCAGACCGUGCUUAUGUUCUGGGCUGUGCUGCUGGUCUGCGUGUUGGUCAAUAUCUUCUUUUCGUGCUAUCUCGACCUAAUCAAUAAAAUCUGCAUCUUCUGGACCGCAGCCAGUGUCGUCAUUAUCCUCGUCACCCUUUUGAGUAUGGCCGAUAACCUGCAGAGCGGUAGGUUUGUUUUCGCCGAAUAUGACGCGUCGAACAGUGGGUGGCCGGAAGGCUGGGCCUUCUUCGUGGGUUUGCUGCAGGCGGCGUAUACACUCACGGGGUACGGCAUGGUGGCCGCAAUGUGUGAGGAAGUCCAGAACCCACACCGCGAAGUUCCCAAGGCCAUUGUACUAUCUGUCAUCGCGGCUGGAAUUACCGGUCUGGUCUACCUGAUUCCAGUCCUGUUCGUGAUGCCAGAGCAGCUGGAUAUUCUGCGCAAUGUUGCCAGCGGACAGCCCAUUGGGACUGUUUUCAAGAUGGCAACGGGCUCCGCGGGCGGUGGCUUUGGUCUGCUGUUCCUGAUCCUGGGAAUCAUGAUAUUCGCGGGUAUCGGGUCAUUAACAGCUGCUAGUCGAUGCACGUAUGCCUUUGCGCGUGAUGGUGCUAUCCCGGGGUUCAAGUUAUGGCGCCGGGUGAAUAAGAAACUGGAUGUCCCUGUCUGGGCUAUUAUUCUGUCUGCUUCUGUUGAUGCGCUACUGGGCCUGAUUUAUUUUGGUUCCACGGCGGCUUUUAACUCCUUUACUGGCGUUGCUACGAUCUGCCUAUCUAUAUCGUAUGGCUUGCCUAUCUUGAUAUCCCUCCUCCGAGGCCGCCAGGAUGUCAAACGCUCUUCCUUCUCCCUGGGUCCGUUCGGAUAUACUAUCAAUGUGAUCAGCAUCUGCUGGAUCCUCUUGGCCGUGGUGCUGUUCAGCAUGCCGUAUACGUUGCCCGUGACCCCUUCAUCCAUGAACUAUGCCAGUGUGGUGUUCGCCGCGUUUGCGUUGAUCAGUAUCGCUUGGUACUUCGUCUACGCCCGCAAGCACUUCACUGGUCCCCCGGUGAGCAAGGAGGAAGCGGUUCCAACCACGGGCGUUCUGACGGCCUCUGCAGUGGAUCCGGAGUACGAGCUGUCGGAGACAGAGUUGAAGAAGGCAUCUAUGUAG
This is a messenger RNA of Aspergillus puulaauensis, 1578 nucleotides long. RefSeq lists its product as uncharacterized. The transcript has a single exon. Gene Ontology annotation, cellular component: membrane. Bases 1 to 1578 code for a protein of 525 amino acids. The record is from RefSeq and is a predicted model, not a curated record. Gene Ontology annotation, molecular function: transmembrane transporter activity. Gene Ontology annotation, biological process: transmembrane transport. NCBI's taxonomy places the organism in Eukaryota, Fungi, Ascomycota, Eurotiomycetes, Eurotiales, Aspergillaceae.